AUCCGUCCAGUUUGACAUUUCCUUCUACGGUACGAUAGAGCCCUAUCUACGCACCUGCAUCCAUCCAUCAAUCAAUCCAUCAACCACAGGUGGAUUUCCCUACCAUCCAUCUGCACAUCGCUCGGUACACAUUAAGGUAUUGUUCCUCUCGCACGCGACCAAAAGUCCCCGCCCAUGAGAGGCAACCGCCGCAUCACGGGCGUCGUCGUCGCGCCGCUGCAGUCAAUCAGUCUAUUCUUCUCCUCUGCGUCGACCAUUCGGUCUGACCUCCGCCCCGAACCUCUCUCAGAGACAUUCCUCUCCCACCCCGAACUUUUACACCAUCGUUGUGUGUUUGUGUCUGUGUGCGUGUAUGUGUCUGUAUGUCUGUGUGUCUGUCUGUCUGUCUGUCUGUCUGUCUGUAUGUCUGUGUCUGUGUGCACGCGUGGGCGCCUGGGCCUCACGGGCGUCGUCAUGGCCGUUGGGAAUCUCACGCCCACGGGCAUUGUGGAAAGUUUAAACCCGGUUUGUCCACCAUUCUUUCAUUGCCAUAAAAACAAAUUAUUGCUGCUGCAAAUGUCCGAAGGGAUGGCGGAGAGAGGGAGGGAGGGAGGAAAUCGUCCGGUUCUGCAGCGUGUGGAUUCAUCCGCUCCUCGAACACCAUCUGCUGGGCUCUCUGUGGACUCUCAUGUAGUGUCAUACUGUUCUAUGCAUCUCUCUCGGGCGGGUCGUGUGGAUUCCUGUGAUGUGAGAUAUUAUACAGUCACCUAAUCGGUGACAUUGUAGACACAGACACAGACAUAAACACAGAUAAGACAUUCAUGUCUGUUAUCCUUUCGUGCAUCCAUCAUCUGGAAUUGUGGCCUCCAGCCCGCGAGUGCGCCUUGUGACUG
Molecule: messenger RNA, 872 nt
Organism: Dissoconium aciculare CBS 342.82
Lineage: Eukaryota; Fungi; Ascomycota; Dothideomycetes; Mycosphaerellales; Dissoconiaceae
Exons: 1
Coding region: 363-533 (56 amino acids)
Source: RefSeq, a predicted model, not a curated record